Molecule: messenger RNA, 9762 nt
Organism: Paramuricea clavata
Lineage: Eukaryota; Metazoa; Cnidaria; Anthozoa; Malacalcyonacea; Plexauridae
Source: the annotation of a GenBank genome assembly
CCGGAAAAUGAUACCAGGAAUAUUUUACCCUCUUGCGAAACGCCCUCAGACAAACACUGUGCAACCAGCACAUAAUAUAAAAACAUUUAAAAAUUAAAAAAAAUGGCAAGAAAGUAUUUAUCUGCAGCACAACUGGAUGGCUUCAAACGAUACAAGGUAGUGAUAUUUGUGAGUAAAAUUUUUAGCAAGAAAAAUGCUUUUACUAACUUUUAUCAAUUUAUUGCACACGUAGUAUUCCUCUAGGGACACGAGUCCAUUAUCUGUUUACAUGAUGCAUCCAUUUUGGAACAAAGCUGUUAAGGUUUGAUUAUAAUACUGUACAUAGCUGUAUAUAAUUUUAUGUAGGCUUCCCAAAAUACUAGCAAAAUUCGGGUAAAUUUGGAGCGGUGGAUGUAGGCUUUUUGCAAAAUCUGGAGUGUAGUAUUAUAAAUAUGACCUGAUCUUUUGAUCGCGUGUAUAAAUAUUAAAUAAUCAGUUUAUAUUAUACGCUACGGUUGGGAUUUACUAUCAAAUAAAAACCUAGCAAAGCUUAUUUGCUAUUAAACGUUGGGCCUUUCUAGUAGAAUUUAUAGGCAAUUUUACCAAGUAUGCAUAGCAAUGAAAUCACAGCAAGAUAUCGUUGAUGAUAUUAAUUAUUAACCCUGAUCAUGUGCUGUCACACAAAUAUUUAUAGAAUGCUUUGAGAUUCUAUUUCAAGUGAGAUUUAUAGAUCCAAAUAUAAGAAUCACAUGGUGGAUCUUGCUAAGUUCACCAUGUAUGCCAAAGGUCUUCUGUGAAACGUAAUUUGGUAGGCACUCAAUAAUAGCUAACUUAGCAACCUGGGGUGCCCUGCCCUAGUAGUAAGUGGCUGUAUUAAUGUUUUAGGCUACAUUCAAACAUUUUAACUGACUGAAUGCCAGUGUUCUCCCCUUGAAGACUCAAAUUUUUUGGCGUUAGGCAGUGUGAGUAAAGUAAUACAGGGUGCAAUAAUUUGCGUACUUACAUACCUGGGUACGCCAAUGUUACGGUCUGGUACCAAUAACCAUUGGCAUACGACUAAAAGUUUUGAAUUAUCGCACUCUGGUAAUAUUAAAGUAUGGUUGAAUGCAACUUGACGAGUUUACCUAUUGAGUACUAGCACUCUCCCCUAGACAAGAAAAAUCUUCUUGCAUUAGAAAGAGUAGAAUAAUCUGGCAUUAGACUGAGUAAAAUAAUAAAGUAGGGUGUAUUAGGGUGCAAUGCAACUUAACUGGUAACCCAAUGAGCACCAGUGCUCAUUCCUUGAUGAAUACAGUUAGGGCAGUUAGGGUGCAAUGCAAGUUUUUUAAUUACCUUUGUAUAAUGUGACUUAUGGUGUAAUAUGCAAUCUGUCCUUUCCCUGUAGAUAUUUCCAAUGUGGCUUGCUCCCAAUGUUAUGACGUUUUUAGGCUGGGUCCUGACGGUUGCAAUAUUUCUCAUCUUGUCCUAUUACGAUCCAUACAUUGUCGCCGCAGGUUCUUAUAACAACCUGCAUAAACAAUACCACAUACCACAGUGGAUUUGGAUCUAUAUUGCCUUGGCUCAUUUUGUUGCACAUACGCUCGACGGCUGUGAUGGAAAGCAAGCGCGAAGAACAAACAGCAGGUGGAUAUAUAACUGGACUAUUAUGGUAGACCACCAAUGAUUUAAGCAAUACCCGGCCUCUAUAUCUGCAGAAUAGAAUCUGCCCAUGUAAUGAUGGUCCUGUUAGUGUCAGCUACUAUAUGCAUGUCAUUCAUCUGAUUUUCAAAACAAGUAAUUUCUUCCACUGUUUGAAAAAGGUUGCCCAAAGUCACUGUCACAAUUUAGACAGAGUUCACAAUAUUUGAUUUUCUAUAAUAUGUCACCAUUUCAAUAUUACGUGUAUGUCACCUGUCAUGUUUCAUUAUAAAUUGCUAUAUGUAAGUUUUUCUUUUCUGUCUAUUUCCAGUUCACCGUUGGGCGAGCUUUUUGACCAUGGUAUCGACAGUAUGGCGAUAUGGUUAAUAGCCGUGUGCACUUGCUCUGUAUUUGGCCAAAGCCCGCUCUCUAUCAACAUCUGGGAGUACCACUGGGCAAUGGUGGUAAUAUUGAUAGGUUUCUAUACAGCACACUGGGAGAAAUAUAUAACUGGAGUCUUAUUUUUGCCUUGGGCGUAUGAUUUCAGUCAGUUGGUAUGUGGAAUAAAGCAUUUUUCUUCUGUGAUUACCUAUAAAAAAUUGCAAUGUGGACAAUAUGCAGCAGACUGACUGGUUUGCUGGCUGACAGUGAUUGACAGUGAUUGACCAGUAGAUAAUCGGAAUCGAUACAUUUUUCGUAUUUCAGGGUUAAAAUAAAUAAUUUCAACUUAGAUCUAUUUGUAGGCUGUUUGGUGUGUGUACCAUUCAAUGAAUUAUUUCAAUAAUUACGCAGAAAAUAACCCUCCCCCCUCAUGUACAAAAAUUGUAGCAAAAUGGGCAGCAAAAAUACAAAACCUAUAAAUUCAUUGUGCAGAUCUGAUGUCCCCCUGACUAGUAAAAUCAUCUGGCAUUAGACAGAGUAGGGUGCAUUGCCACUUAAAGGGUUAACAGGGUGCAUGGUGGCAGCUAGCACGAGCUCCCCUUUUAAGAAAGGGUUAAGAAGAAAAACUUGUUGUUGCUAGUUUAGAAGUUGCUAGUUUAGAAGUUGUUAGUUUAGAAGUUGUUAGUUUAGAAGUUGCUAGUUUAAAAGUUGCUAGUUUAGAAGUUGCUAGUUUAGAAGUUGCCGGUUAGCACUGUGAAAAUGCCGGCUGGUAUUGUAAUGUUGAAAAUACAGGCUGCUAUUUUAAACUUGUACUGUUGUACUGUAUACAACCAGUUCUUUUGGAAAUACAAUAACUGUUUACAGGCAGUCAAUUUGCUAAGCUAAAGCAUGUUUGAAGUCUUUGUUGCAAAGCCAUGAACUGCUUAGUAGGCUCAAAUUUAUUUUCUUGUGUGAUUACUGUGAUACAAUGAUUUAUUAAGUGAUGCAUUGAGCUGAAGUAAAGUUGUCUGGUGUUUGACAGAGUAAAGUAAUAAAGUAGGGCACAUUAAGGCCUGUUACAUUUGCAAUUUUUGCUGUUAUUUUUAGUGCAAGUUUCUUCCUUUGAAUACAUUUACACAGAACAUUCAUAACUCAUCCACUUGUUCACAUGCAUCAGAAGUGGGAAAAUCGCACUAGAAACCACAGUAAAAUUGCAAGUGUAAAGACAUGCAGGCCUUUGGAGCACAAAGCGACUUAAUUUAAUGGGUUAAGCUGCAUUAAUGUGCCCAAAUGCUCUCUACUUUAUUAUUUUACUCUGCCUAACGCCAGAUGAUUGCAUGUACUCGUCAUGGGGAGAGUUUUGCACUUUAAUGGUGGCUUUACUAGUUUUUUAGGUAUUUAACUUGGAACAAUUGGUAAUUUCUGAUUGUUGCAUGAUUUGUCAAUCACCAUUGACUUAGUAACUGGCUAGCUGACAGACUGACCAACCGAACGACUCACUGACAGAAUUUCAAGUAAAAAUUAACAUUUAUAAAUUAAAGUUGUUUUAUUUUUCUAGACGUUGCUAGGUGUCUACCUGUGUGCAUAUUUCUUUGGUAUUGAUUUUUGGAAAACACCACUUUAUAAUGAUAUUUACCUUACACAUCUAUUUAAAUGGACCACACAUUGUGAGUUCAUUAUGAUUUUUUAUGACUAUAUAUGUCAUGCCAUUAUAAAAUAUAUCUUAUGUCAUUUCUCACUCAGUGUUUUUGGCGUCAUUUCUAACUCUGUAAAUAAUUUAUAUUUCAGUGUCGUUCUUCGGCCUGUUUUUCCCUCUUACUUUGAAUAACAUUUACAGGUGAGAUAUACUUGCUAGAUUCCUUUUACAGGUUCCACUGAACAAAUGGUUACGUUAUAUGCAUAUAUUUGCCCAUUGAGUACCAGUGCUCUCGACCCUUGACAAGAAAAAUCGUCUGGUGUACAGACAGAGUAAGAUAAUAUAUGACGUUAUAGACAGAGUAAAGAAUGCAGACCUGUCAACCUUAAAAUUUUUAGCCCUAAAAAACCAUGAGAUUUUGUCAAAAACCAGGAGAAGUCAUCAUGCAGUCAGACCUGCCAACCUGAGAGUAAAAAAUCUGGAGAUUUUCUUCUCUAGUGACAAAAAAUCUGGAGAUUUCACAAAAAGUAGUGAGAAUGAAUAAAUUUGACUGUAUUUAUUAAACAUUUACAAUACGUUUAUGAAUACAGUAGGAAAAACUGUUGAAUAAGAACUUCAUUGACGCUAUGUUGUAUUUAAAUAGAGGGAUGUGAUGCAUAAUUUAUGUAAUUUAUGCAUUAGCCUGCAAAAAAUUAUCAAAAACCAACUGCAUCUUCUCGCCCGAAACUAACGUAUUUUUUCGGAAUUUCUGACUUAACUUUACUUCAACUAAUGAAAAUGAAAAAUCCUGGAAUUUAAGAAUUAUAAACAAGUAAUUUCUGUCUGAAUAAAAUCUUAGUAUCAAACUAAAAGUAGAGGUAACAAAGUAAAUUGCAAGAAAUGAAAUAAAGAAUUAAAAUCGUGAGAAAACAGAGUCAUGUCGUGAGACCGUGAGAAAUGUACAAAAAUCGUGUGACACACGGUGGAAUCGUGAGAGUUGGCAGGUCUGUGCAGUGUUCGAAACAGUAAAAAUUCUAAUAAUUUUCUUUCUUUAUAAUCAUUGCAUUCGCCUCCACAACUUGUUUAAUUUAAUACUAACAUGGCGGGAAUGUAACUAGUUUUCGAGAUCCAACUUAUAGCUUAUAGUGCAGAAGUGAUAAAAAAGCCAAACACUUGUAGUUCAUGGAGUAAGUUUCAGCUUGGACACAAGUGAUUUUCUUGCGAUUACUGUUUCUAAUUGCCAGAUAUUUUAAUCUGGAAAAUAUUCCAUAACACCUCCUAAGACCUAACAAUUAAAACAAGCAACGGGGAGAAAAUACCUUGAUACCGGGAGAAAAAGGUCAAAACUGGGAGUCUUCUGGCAGCACCGGGAGAGUUGACAGGUCUGCAAUAGUCUCCCUAUGAGUGAGUAAAAUUGUCUGGUGUUAGACAGUGUAAAAUAAUUAUAAAGUAAUUAAGGUACAUUAGGGUGCAAAGCAACUUAAUGGGUUAAUGUUUAACCAUUGAUUUCUUUCCUUAAUUAGGUCUAAAGUAGAAAAGACAGAUCGUGGUCUAUCAUUAGGGGAAGCAUUGAAACCCGGAAUUCCUCUAUUUACAUGUUUUUCAUUAUUCACUAUCUGGGCUUACUAUUCGCCCAGCAACAUUCUUCAAGAACAUCCUAGAUUGUUUUUUACAUCCCUAGGAAUUGUCUUCUCAAACAUAACAGUAUGUAACACCCGAAUUGAAACCUUAAUAUUUAACAUUAUAUUUAAGCAUAUGUUCUUUGUAUUCAUUUAUGGGAUUAUGGUGGCACAGUUGUUAGUGUAUGUAUCUUCAGAGAUGGAUAUACUGGGGCGGGGCAAGGGGUGGAGUUUGACUACCUCACAGGUGUUCGAACGUUGGGGGCAAUAUCCCCCAACCCUAACUCACCCACAAUGUCAGUGUAGUGAACCUGCAAGGGGGUGCCAGUCUCCUUAUACAGUACAGUAGCUUUUCCAAGGCGGUGGGGUGUAUGUACAGGUUCCCAGAACACUGCUGCACAAAUCUCUCUUCAGUGAUUAUGUACUUGAUCAAAAAGUUUGGAGGGCAAAUUUUUUUCAAACGUAUGGGGUAUGUCAAUUCUUGCAAUCUUCACUUGUCUCAGUUGCAUGUGAGAAGAGUGCUUUCAGUUUAAUUCUACCAAACACGUCUGGUCCUCCCCCACAGUAGCAGUGGACCAAAUAAGGGAUGACCCAAACUGGACCUCUAGAGUGAGAACAGGUUUAGAACAAAUAGAGUUAUCCAGCAUAAAUAAAGUUAGUUCAGUUUAGGUUCCGUCCAUUACUAGACAUCUUGGGGAGAGUAGUUUAGAACUGAUAGAGCUACCCAGUAUAAAUUAAGUUAGUUUCAUUUCAUUUCAUCCUGUAGUAAUACUGGAUCAAUCAGGGUGUCCCUUACUAGACAUCUUAGGGAGAACACUGACGGAGUUAACUUUUCUCUUUCAGUGUCGUCUUAUUGUUAACACGAUGAGCCAUCAAAAGUGUGAAAUAUUCAGCAAUAUGUUCAUUCCUUUAAUACUGAUCGACAUAGCAUUAUUUCUAGUCAGCUUCAACGAGGUGUAUGUGCUAGCUUUCUACACUGUCAUCAUUGGCUGCGUUCAUGUGGAUUAUGGUAUUGGAGUGGUACGUAUGGUGCUUUUGUCUUAUGCUCUCCAGUCACUUAUUAUUCUCAACUAUUUUUAGUUGACUGCAAAGAUCCUUCGUAGUUCUCUAAUGCUGUAAAAUCCUGUAUUAAAUUAUUGAAGGCGCCUGGAUGCCAAAUUGUAUAUAACAUAGGUAUGUCAUCCUCGGACAACUUCAAACUUUUCAAAUUGAAGUUAUCAUUUAAAAGUUCUUUGAAAUAAGACAUAAUAAAUAUCGCGUACAUGUGGAAAUAUUUUAGGUCAACGCAUUUUUUUGCGAUUAGUUUUUCAGUUCACGGUAAUGUGGACGUACGAUUCUUGAUCAAUUUGUUCAAUUAUUUUCAUAUUACUCAUUUCAUAUUGUUCAAUUAUAUUUUUAGGUCAACGAUUUGUGUAACAUGUUAAGAAUACGUUGCUUCUCUCUGAAACCAUUAUAAAGAAGACUAGAUUCUGUGUGUUUUUUAAAUAGGAUAAAAUGUGCAAAAAUUUAAAAACCUGGUUUCCAUUUAGUCUCUACGUUCGCAACCAUAUCACAGGCACCGCGAUGUACUAUAGCGUCGAUUUAUCUCUGCAAUCAUAAAAGAUUGUUUUGCGUACCAAACAAAGAAGACAAGAUAGAUCUGGACUAUUUUGCAUUUAAAGUAGAGCUGCUGUCAAACAAUGAUGAGAGUUGAUGAGGAACAUUUUAAGCUCUAGUCUAGAUUAACAAAAUCAAGGUUUGAUGAAGUGUUCCGACUAUGUUUAACUUAAACAGAAUACAUGAUAGUGUUGGUAAAGCAUUAAGAACAGCUAAAACUGUCUGUAUACCAGUGUGGGUAGUACCAAUGUGAAAAUGCUGUGCUGAAUGGUUAUAUUACUACCUUAAAAAACAAGCAGAAACUCGACGAACGGCCUUCGCUCGAAACGUCGAGUUUCUGCUUGUUUCUUAAGAACAGCUAAGCAAGGUCGCGUGACUACCAACUCUAGCUCAGUCUCUCAUGCACUCUCACCUUCGUUUGAUCUGGCUGGAUUUAAUACUGUACAUUGUACAGUACCUCUAUAAUCAGUAAAGAUUGAUUUGCAAACUGUAGGUGGGUUUUUCGUAUAUGUAAUUUUCGGACGUAAAUAUCUAUGCACUUUAGACCUAGCUAGGAGCAGUUGCGAAAAAUGUAACUAUAUAUAGGCCCUCUGGGUACAGCUCUCUAACCAACUGAGCUACGGAGUCCAGUUCACAGAUUCGUGUAUAGAUAGUGGAGUGAUACCAGUGUAAGGUAUAUGGUGAAUAUCGGGAUUUUGGGCAUCUCGAGUGGAUAGAAAUGUACGUUCGAAAAUUCCAUCUACACAAAAUCCAUCUGCUAUUAGUUCUAUCAUAGUUAAUAGAAUCUCAUUAGAAUAACAAUAUGUAUAACUCGUUAUCUAUGUUAGUCAACGUUUAUUCAUAAAUAUGGUCCUUCAUCGUCACGUGUGUAUUGUAUUUUUGCCAAAUCCACCAAUAGCAAUUUAUCCUAUUGUUCGAGUCACGGAUAGGUAACUUUCCUCAAACAUUGCUAUUGGUUAGUCGGGCAAAAAUACAGUACGCGCGUGACGGUGAAGGACCAGAUUUAUGAAUAAACGUUGACUAACAUAGAUAAUAGAUAGCUUAAGAUCUACGACGUCGACGCCAGCUAGGACGUCAGGGUUAAGCAGAGGACUGGGACUACAUUAGGACGACAUCCUAGUCCCAGUCCUCUGCAUAGCCCUGACGUCCUAGCUGACGUCGACGUCGUAGAUCUUAAGCUAUCUAAUGAGUUAUAUGAUGUUUUUCUGAUGAGUUUCCAAACCAUCUACUCUAUUAACUAUGCAUAGUUCUAUCCAACGAUAUGUCCAAAAACCUUGAUUUGCAUACACCGGCUCACAUAAGACAUAAUAGAUCUAGAUUUACAUCGUCGAACAUGCUUUGGUCGCGACAACUGUUAACAAAUGGAAACCAGCUGGUUACCUUGGGUAUCAAAAGUUUGCAGGGUUUUUAGAGGAUUACUCUCCGAAAGCUCGGGAACCCCAAGGGUAAACCAGGCGAAGCACAAAACUGCUGUACAGUAAAAUAUGAUUGAUUGAUUCAAGUUGUAAUCAAUGGUAAAAACAAUUAUUAUAAUAGUUGUAAUAUUUUCUCGAUUAAUAAAAUUGUUUUACCAAAUUAGUUCUGUCUAUUAAUAUGCGUUGUCUUCAGCUGGAAAACGCUAUGACGUCACGUCAACGAGGACUGCCGAUAGAGUGAAUUGUAUCACAACACAAAUGGCCGCUCUUCAUCUUUUAAAUAAAUAAUAGAACAAUUAUUGAAUUCGGUUUUCGCAUGAUAUGAAGAAUUAGCCUUUCUCACGAUCACGCGAAGGUCAAAAUCCGCCAUUUUUGGGUACAUUUUAUAAACAAUGUGAAAAAUCUAAGCGAUGUGAAAAUAUAAUAUAUUUUACAAAUAUUUAACUGUAAGUCGAUUUAUAAUGAUUAUACUUACAACUAGUACUUAUAGAAAGUUUCAGGUUGUCACCCAAAAAUGUUAUCAACAUCAGGCUUCCUUGAUAUCAUGCUCAACCUCAUCAGGGGUCGAAAUUCCCACUACUCCGCUAUUCCGAAUAUACUAAAAUGUGUGACAGAAUAGUAAACUUCAUGAUCACAGUAUUCCGUUUGUAUAGUAGAAAAAAUUGUGGUUUCAUAUAUCGACAAGCAAGGGUUUUCCUGAUCUUAUAAUAUAUCACUUUAUAGCGGACUUUGGGCCACUGUUCCAUUUCGUAGCUAAGUUCUUGUUCGCUUCCAGUACUUGCGUAUUCUAAUUUCUUUGCCGAGCAAUAUUAUUGUCAAUUUCAAGUCACUUUUCAAUGCACGGUUCCCAAGUUUGUUGCGAAUUUUCCAAUUACGUUUCCAAGUUCGGAAAUUGGGCGCGAACUUCGCAACAAAGUUCGCAAGUUCAUUUCAGUGUUUGAACUUUGUUUUUUAUCAAUAAAUUGUUCAUCACUGUACAGAGCAAUGCACUGUACAUGUUUAUUUUCUGUUAUUCAGUUCACUUUAGGAGUCUCAAGGAUGAUUUCAUAAAAAUCAGAAACAGUACAUUAAGGAAUAGUCAAUAGUGGAUCUUCAAACGGAAUAGUAAAUAUAAAAAUCUACUAUUCCGGCUGUAUAGUACAAAAAAUUCAAAUUUCGACCCCUGCUCAUUCAAUAAUUGUUAAAUAUUUUAGCUGUACCUCACUGAUGCUUCAAUGAUUAUCACCACGUACACACGUAAAAAUCUCAUCUUGUAGCAAGUCUGUCAGCUACAAUUUCCACGCACGCAUCACGUGACGCCUGGCCAGCUCUAGUACACACGUAAAAACACGUAAAAUGUUCCCAGUUGUUGUAACAAGUUUAGAACAAGCUGUUAACAACUUGUAACAAGCUUGACGGCACUGCCAGACUUGUUACAAGGUUGUUCUAACAAGUCUGCUACAGUCAUGAUAUAACAAGAAUGUUACAAGGUUGACGACACAAGGUUGUAACAAUAUUGUUAUACACCCUUUUAUGUGCAUAUAAAUUGGCCCAACUAGCCUCGUUUUUGAGUAGAAAUUCC